Lemur catta (Ring-tailed lemur) is the source of this 2856-nucleotide messenger RNA. RefSeq names its product VPS16 core subunit of CORVET and HOPS complexes (gene VPS16). The transcript is spliced from 23 exons. Gene Ontology annotation, molecular function: actin binding. Gene Ontology annotation, biological process: vacuole fusion, non-autophagic; intracellular protein transport; endosomal transport. Lineage: Eukaryota; Metazoa; Chordata; Mammalia; Primates; Lemuridae. Gene Ontology annotation, cellular component: lysosomal membrane; cytoplasm; endosome. The record is from RefSeq and is a predicted model, not a curated record. Bases 79 to 2700 code for a protein of 873 amino acids.
GGAAGCGGAAGUGCCGGCCUGGAGCCCGAGCUAGGUGGGUGUCCCCGCAGCGCUGCCUAGCCGCUGCCUGCGCCAGCCAUGGACUGCUACACGGCGAACUGGAACCCGCUCGGGGACUCUGCCUUUUACCGGAAAUAUGAACUGUACAGCAUGGACUGGGACCUGAAGGAGGAACUCAGGGACUGCCUGGUGGCUGCCGCACCCUAUGGGGGUCCCAUUGCGCUGCUGAGGAACCCCUGGAGGAAGGAGAAAACUGCCAGUAUGCGGCCAGUGCUCGAUAUAUACUCUGCUUCUGGCAUGCCUCUGGCCAGCCUGCUGUGGAAGAGUGGGCCUGUGGUGUCCCUGGGCUGGUCAGCUGAGGAGGAGCUGCUCUGUGUGCAGGAAGACGGUGCAGUACUGGUUUAUGGGCUUCAUGGUGAUUUCCGGAGACACUUCAGCAUGGGCAAUGAGGUACUCCAGAACCGAGUUUUGGAUGCCCGGAUCUUCCACACCGAGUUCGGCUCUGGGGUGGCCAUCCUCACAGGGGCUCACCGCUUUACCCUCAGUGCCAAUGUGGGUGACCUCAAACUUCGCCGGAUGCCAGAGGUGCCAGGUCUGCAAAGUGCACCUUCAUGCUGGACCACACUGUGCCAGGACCGAGUGGCACAGAUUCUUCUGGCUGUGGGGCCCGAUCUUUACCUCCUGGACCACGCAGCCUGCUCCGCAGUGACACCCCCUGGCCUGGCCCCAGGAGUGAGCAGCUUCCUACAGAUGGCUGUCUCCUUCACCUACCGACACCUGGUGCUCUUCACAGACACAGGCUACAUCUGGAUGGGGACAGCAUCGCUCAAGGAGAAGCUGUGUGAGUUCAAUUGCAACAUCCGGGCACCUCCAAAGCAGAUGGUCUGGUGCAGCCGUCCUCGCAGCAAGGAGAGGGCCGUUGUGGUGGCCUGGGAGAGGCGGCUAAUGGUGGUGGGUGACGCGCCCGAGAGCAUCCAGUUUGUGCUGGACGAGGACUCCUACCUGGUGCCCGAGCUCGACGGGGUCCGCAUCUUCUCCCGCAGCACCCAUGAGUUCUUGCACGAGGUUCCAGUGGCCAGUGAGGAGAUCUUCAAAAUUGCCUCAAUGGCCCCCGGAGCACUGCUGUUGGAGGCCCAGAAAGAGUAUGAGAAAGAGAGCCAGAAGGCGGAUGAGUACCUGCGGGAGAUCCAGGAGCUGGGGCAGCUGACCCAGGCCGUGCAGCAGUGCAUCGAGGCAGCGGGACAUGAGCACCAGCCAGACAUGCAGAAGAGUCUGCUCAGGGUCGGCCUGGAGGGCAAGGCUAGGCAGGGCUGGGAAGGGCUGGGAAGGGGGUGGGAUGGACAGCUGGGGAAGCUCUCUUUGUUGCCCUCUCGCUCUUCUCAGGCGGCUUCCUUUGGAAAGUGUUUUCUCGACAGAUUUCCACCCGACAGCUUCGUGCGCAUGUGUCAGGACCUGCGUGUGCUCAAUGCCGUUCGGGACUAUCACAUUGGGAUCCCCCUCACCUAUAGCCAAUACAAGCAGCUCACCAUCCAGGUGCUGCUGGACAGGCUUGUGUUGCGGAGGCUUUACCCUCUGGCCAUCCAGAUAUGCGAGUACCUGCGCCUUCCUGAGGUACAGGGUGUCAGCAGGAUCCUGGCCCAUUGGGCCUGCUACAAGGUGCAACAGAAGGAUGUAUCAGAUGAGGAUGUUGCUCGAGCCAUUAACCAGAAGCUGGGAGACACGCCUGGGGUCUCUUACUCUGACAUUGCUGCGCGGGCCUAUGGCUGUGGCCGCACGGAGCUGGCCAUCAAGCUGCUGGAGUAUGAGCCACGCUCAGGGGAGCAGGUACCCCUUCUCCUAAAGAUGAAGAGGAGCAAGCUGGCACUGAGCAAGGCCAUCGAGAGUGGGGACACUGACCUGGUGUUCACGGUGUUGCUGCACCUGAAGAAUGAGCUGAACCGAGGAGAUUUUUUCAUGACCCUCCGGAACCAGCCCAUGGCUCUGAGCUUGUACCGACAGUUCUGUAAGCAUCAGGAGCUGGAGACGCUGAAGGACCUUUACAAUCAGGAUGACAAUCACCAGGAGUUGGGCAGCUUCCAUAUCCGAGCCAGCUAUGCUGCGGAAGAGCGUAUCGAGGGGCGAGUAGCAGCUCUACAGACAGCCGCUGAUGCCUUUUACAAGGCCAAGAAUGAGUUUGCAGCCAAGGCCACAGAGGAUCAAAUGCGGCUCCUGCGGCUGCAGCGGCGCCUAGAAGAUGAGCUAGGGGGCCAGUUCCUAGACCUGUCUCUGCAUGACACGGUCACCACCCUCAUCCUCGGCGGUCACAACAAGCGCGCAGAGCAGCUGGCACGUGACUUCCGCAUCCCUGACAAGAGGCUCUGGUGGCUGAAGCUGACUGCCCUGGCAGAUUUGGAAGACUGGGAGGAGCUAGAGAAGUUUUCCAAGAGCAAGAAGUCACCCAUCGGCUACCUGCCUUUUGUGGAGAUCUGCAUGAAACAACACAACAAAUACGAGGCCAAGAAAUACGCUUCCCGCGUGGGUCCAGAGCAGAAGGUCAAGGCUUUGCUUCUCGUUGGGGAUGUGGCUCAGGCUGCAGACGUGGCCAUUGAGCACCGGAACGAGGCUGAGCUGAGCCUCGUAUUGUCCCACUGUACUGGAGCCACAGAUGGAGCCACAGCUGACAAGAUUCAACGGGCCAGGGCACAAGCCCAGAAGAAGUGAGGAGUCCACCCUGCACAUCUCUCCAGCAGGGGCACUUCCCCCAGUCCCUGGGCAUGGCAGAAAGGUCACUGUUCAUCUAGCUCCUCCUGCAGAGCAAAGCUGAGAAGUUGGGCGGGAAGCAGGGGGUCUGGCUGUAAAUAAAAUUGGAACACUUUA